CUGGACGAGUUCUACGUGGGGCAGAUCCCGCUGAAGGAGGGGAUGCUGGACGAGUUCUACGUGGGGCAGAUCCCGCUGAAGGAGGGGAUGCUGGACGAGUUCUACGUGGGGCAGAUCCCGCUGAAGGAGGGGAUGUUUUGGGGGCUGGACGAGUUCUACGUGGGGCAGAUCCCGCUGAAGGAGGGGAUGCUGGACGAGUUCUACGUGGGGCAGAUCCCGCUGAAGGAGGGGAUGAUUUGGGGGCUGGACGAGUUCUACGUGGGGCAGAUCCCGCUGAAGGAGGGGAUGCUGGACGAGUUCUACGUGGGGCAGAUCCCGCUGAAGGAGGGGAUGCUGGACGAGUUCUACGUGGGGCAGAUCCCGCUGAAGGAGGGGAUGCUGGACAAGUUCUACGUGGGGCAGAUCCCGCUGAAGGAGGAGAUGCUGGACGAGUUCUACGUGGGGCAGAUCCCGCUGAAGGAGGGGAUGGAUCUCAUUGAUCGUUUUUGGGUUUUUUGUGUUCAGCUGGACGAGUUCUACGUGGGGCAGAUCCCGCUGAAGGAGGUGACGUUCGCGCGCCUCAACGACAACAUCCGCGAGGGGUUCCUGCGCGAGAUGUGCCGCAAGUUCGGGGAGGUGGAGGAGGUGGAGGUGCUGCUGCACCCGCGCACCCGCAAGCACCUGGGGCUGGCCCGCGUGCUCUUCAGCAGCUCCCGCGGCGCCAAGGAGAGCGUGCGGCACCUGCACAACUCCACCGUCAUGGGCACCUCCAUCCACGCCCAGAUCGACGUCAAGGGGCAGCAGCGCAUGAGGUACUACGAGCUCAUCGUCAGUGGCUCCUGCACCCCCCAGACGGUGCCCACGGGGGGCAAAGCGGCUCCAGAGCGGGGGGAGACGGUGAGGGGGGCCGCCCCCUCGGACCCCCCGCCGACGCCCUCGGCCGACGGCGCCGCCCCCGGCAACGGGACCCCGAGCUGGGGGCAGGGGGCUCCUUCAGGCCCUUCCCCGGCCCCGCCCUUCGGCCCCGCCCCCUCUGCCGAGGGCUCCGCCUACGGCGCCAGCCUGGACUCGCGCAUCGAGGCGCUGCUCAAGGAGCAGAGGGCCCACUUCUUCCUGCCCCCGACGACGACGAGGGGGAGGGCCUGCGGGGAGGGGCGGCCCCCGAGCACCCCCACGACCCCGCCCGCCCCGCUGGCCCCGCACUCCUCGGACCCUCCCCCACGACGGGAGGAGCCCCGGGGAGGGGAGCCGCUAGGACCACCUCCAGAACCCCUCGCUGCGGGGGGCCGGAGGGCGCGGGGGGCCGAGGAGAGACCCCGGAGUCGCCCAAGGCCAACGGGCAGGAUGGGGGGUCCCGGGGGGGGCCCCGUGGAGGGGGUGCUGGCGGCGCUGGUGCAGGAGAUGAAGGCCACGAUGCAGCGCGACCUCAACCGCAAGAUGGUGGAGAACGUGGCGUUCCGCGCCUUCGACGCCUGGUGGGAGCGCAAGGAGGAGCAGCUCAAGCCGUUCCAGACGGGGCGGGGGAGGAGAAGGAGCGAGCGAGGCCGAAGGAGCCCCCGCCCUCCUCUCCCUCGUGGACUGGGCCCGGGCGGGGCUCGGGCUGAGGGGGUCCUGCGGCUGCCUUCCUUCAAGUCCUGGGGAGUGUUUGUUUGGGGGUCCUGGGGGUGUUUGUUUGGGGGCCCUCGGCUGCCUUCCUUCAAGGUGAAAAGGAAAGAGCCGUCGGAGCUGAACGAGGCGGGGGAGGAGAAGCGGCCCCGGCCCCCCACGCCCCCCGAGGAGGAUGAGGACGACAAAGAACUCCCCCCUGGAGCCCCCCGGGCCGAGGCCCCCGGGAAGCGCCGGAAGCUUUUCCGCCUGGACAGCGAGGGGGAGGAGGCGUCCGAGGAGUCGUCCUCGGGCAAGGAGGAGGAGGAGGAAGAGGCCGAAGAGGCGCCGAGGAGGAGGAGGAGGAGAGGGAAGGGGGAGCCCCCCGCCCGCAGGGAGGGGGAGAGACGGGGACCCCCAGAGCGGGCAGAGGGUGAGUGG
Messenger RNA from Myiozetetes cayanensis, 2004 nucleotides. RefSeq names its product histone-lysine N-methyltransferase SETD1A-like. NCBI's taxonomy places the organism in Eukaryota, Metazoa, Chordata, Aves, Passeriformes, Tyrannidae. Gene Ontology annotation, molecular function: histone H3K4 methyltransferase activity; RNA binding. The annotation marks the transcript as partial. The transcript has 20 exons. The record is from RefSeq and is a predicted model, not a curated record. Gene Ontology annotation, cellular component: Set1C/COMPASS complex.